AUGCUGACUGGGCAGCAGCACGUGAAAGUUGCUCAGGACGGGAUUUGGCCAACUCUGCUGUCUGCCUUCCCUGGCCAAGGGUCAUCUGGCGUCACCUUUUCACAGGGGCCUGGGAUUUGAAGCCUGGCUUGAGGACCUGAGCCCCUUCCUGCAGUGGGAUCUCCUGUCCCUUCCCCUGAGCUCUGGGCUGCCACGUCCUUCACCCUCUCCUAUUGUUGGCUGAAGUUCUCCACCUCCUCUGCUGGUGGGGUGCUUGCAGAGUGUGAGGCAGGCUGUGCCCCGGCUGUCACAGCGAGAGCUGCUGCCAUGGCUCAGCCCAAGAGCACGGUGGUCCUUGCCUACAGCGGGGGCCUUGACACCUCCUGCAUUCUGGUGUGGCUGAAGGAGCAGGGCUAUGAUGUUGUUGCCUACCUGGCCAAUAUCGGGCAGAAGGAAGAUUUUGAGGCAGCACGAAAGAAAGCGCUGGCACUGGGGGCCAAGAAGGUUUACAUCGAGGACAUCAGCAGGGAGUUCGUGGAGGAGUUCAUCUGGCCAGCCGUGCAGGCCAACGCUCUCUACGAGGACCGGUACCUGCUGGGCACCGCACUGGCACGGCCCUGCAUCGCCCGCAAGCUGGUGGAGAUUGCCCAGAGGGAAGGAGCCCAGUUUGUUGCCCAUGGGGCCACCGGCAAGGGCAAUGACCAGGUUCGGUUUGAGCUCACCUGCUAUGCCCUGUGUCCCAACAUCAAGGUCAUUGCUCCAUGGAGGCUUCCUGAGUUUUACCAGCGCUUCCCCGGACGUCGUGAGCUGAUGGACUAUGCCAAGAAACAUGGGAUCCCAGUGCCUGUGACUCCCCAGACACCGUGGAGCAUGGAUGAAAACCUCAUGCACAUCAGCUACGAAGCCGGGAUCCUGGAGAACCCCAAGAAUCAGGCCCCCCCUGGGCUCUACACGAAGACCUGUGACCCGGCCACCUCUCCUGACACCCCAGACGUGCUGGAGAUCGAGUUUGAGGAGGGUGUCCCCGUGAAGGUCACCAAUACUGGGGAUGGAGCCACCCGUUGCUCGGCACUGGAGCUCUUCGUGUACCUGAACAACAUCGCGGGCAAGCAUGGCGUUGGGCGCAUUGACAUCGUGGAGAACCGCUUCAUCGGGAUGAAGUCCAGAG
This is a messenger RNA of Antrostomus carolinensis (chuck-will's-widow), 1147 nucleotides long. RefSeq names its product argininosuccinate synthase 1 (gene ASS1). Gene Ontology annotation, molecular function: argininosuccinate synthase activity; ATP binding. The annotation marks the transcript as partial. The record is from RefSeq and is a predicted model, not a curated record. Gene Ontology annotation, cellular component: cytoplasm. Gene Ontology annotation, biological process: L-arginine biosynthetic process; urea cycle. Lineage: Eukaryota; Metazoa; Chordata; Aves; Caprimulgiformes; Caprimulgidae. The transcript is spliced from 12 exons.